Molecule: messenger RNA, 1155 nt
Organism: Sebastes umbrosus (honeycomb rockfish)
Lineage: Eukaryota; Metazoa; Chordata; Actinopteri; Perciformes; Sebastidae
Product: histone deacetylase 2-like
Exons: 7
Coding region: 48-782 (244 amino acids)
Source: RefSeq, a predicted model, not a curated record
CAGCGGGAUGUCAGGUGGUUGACUCUCUUCCUGUGGCCCUGCAGGUGAUGGCCAAGGUGAUGGAGAUGUACCAGCCCAGUGCUGUGGUUCUUCAGUGCGGUGCAGACUCUCUCUCAGGAGACCGCCUCGGCUGCUUUAACCUCACCAUACGCGGCCAUGCCAAGUGUGUGGAGUACAUCAAGUCCUUCAACCUCCCGAUGCUCAUGCUGGGCGGAGGAGGAUACACCAUCCGCAACGUGGCUCGCUGCUGGACCUACGAGACCGCUGUAGCUCUGGACACAGACAUCCCCGACGAACUGCCAUACAAUGACUACUUUGAGUACUUUGGGCCUGACUUCAAGCUGCACAUCAGCCCCUCCAACAUGACCAACCAGAACACACAGGAGUACAUGGACAAGAUCAAGCAGCGACUGUUUGAGAACCUGCGGAUGCUGCCUCAUGCUCCUGGAGUGCAGAUGCAGGCCAUCCCGGAGGACGCAAUCCCGGACGACACCGUGGACGAGGACACGGAGGAUCCUGACAAACGCUUGUCCAUUCGUGCCACGGACAAGAGGAUAGCCUGUGAUGAAGAGUUCUCCGACUCUGAGGACGAGGGGGAGGGAGGCAGGAAGAACGUGGCCAAUCACAAGAAGGGUGCAAAAAGGCCCCGAGUGGACGAAGACAAGAAGGAAGGAGAGGAGAAGAAGACCGAGAUAAAAGAGGAAGAGAAAACAAAGGACAUCGGCGCUGAGAAGACUGAGUCUAAAAGCAGUGUGAAGACUGAGCAGACCAGCAGUGCCUGAAUUCUUCUUCUUCUACUUCCACAAACACACACAAAACUCAACGGUGCUGUCCCCCCCCCCCCCCAAGGAUCCAACUCUUCACUGAAUCACUGUCGGAAGCAUUAUAUUUAUUAUGACUCUAUUUUCUACUUGUAAAUCUCUUGUGAAUCGUCCCUCCUUGUGCAGCGUAUCAGUGGAUUCCUUGAAUCCAACAUGCUAAUUAUGUCCUUUGAUACCCUGAACCGUGUUAUUCCAAUGUGCUUUAUCUUCUGAAGGAAACCUUGACUUAACUUGUGUGUAGGAAACUGUGGGUGAACCUGUAGAUGAACCUAGAAAGAGUUCAUGUUUAAAUUUCAAUAUUUUGUAUUCGUCAAUAAAACGUUUAUACUGUUUC